Molecule: messenger RNA, 4037 nt
Organism: Prunus avium (sweet cherry)
Lineage: Eukaryota; Viridiplantae; Streptophyta; Magnoliopsida; Rosales; Rosaceae
Product: PH, RCC1 and FYVE domains-containing protein 1-like
Molecular function (GO): metal ion binding
Source: RefSeq, a predicted model, not a curated record
AAAAAAAAGAGUAGCCAACGCCACAGUCUCAGUCUCCCACCGGAUCAAUCAAUCACUUUCGACACCAUCACUCACUCAGAUACACACUCUCUCUCUCCCUCUCUCUCUCUCUCACUAUUUUCCCCCGCUUUUUGGCUCUCUUUCCUUUUCUACAGAGCCCAAAUUUCUCUCCCAUACAAACACAGAGCCUCGAAGUAAACGAGCCGAGAAUCUUGGAAAUCACCAAAUUCCUACAGCCGUUUUGGCCACAUUGGCUCGUCGUUUAGGGAUACAAACUCAGUCCUAUUAAGCCGCCAUUGUUAUCGUUCGUUCCUCAUCUUUGAGCUCGAUUUUGAGCUGCGAAGCCUUAGAAAAUUGAGCAUCUAUUCGGAAAUGAACUUCAAUUCGAUCAGUGAUUGAUCUCCGUGAAGCAGUUUAAUCAACGGCUGUGAUUGAGUCUCUCUACGAGAGGGAGAGAGAGAGAGAAGGGGAGCUGUCGAAGGAGGCAAUGGGAGGCGUAUUGGGUGCAAUGGAAGUUAGGGUUUCGGAAGGGAAAGGGAGAUUGAUUCGUUGAUGUUGCGCAUGGAGAGGAUGACUGCGGAUCAGGCAAAGGCGGGCCCACUCGAAAGGGACAUUGACUUGGCCAUCACUGCUCUGAAAAAAGGUGCACAGUUACUCAAGUAUGGACGCAGAGGAAAACCCAAAUUUUGCCCCUUCAGGCUGUCCAAUGAUGAAUCUGCUCUAAUAUGGUACUCAGGGAAAGAGGAGAAAUAUGUUAAACUAAGCCACGUCUCCAGAAUUAUACCUGGUCAGCGAACACAAACCUUUCAGAGGUAUCCUCGACCUGAAAAGGAAUAUCAAUCAUUUUCUCUUAUGUAUAAUGAUAGGUCUUUAGAUUUGAUAUGCAAGGAUAAAGAUGAAGCUGAAGUUUGGUUUACUGGUCUAAAAUCAUUAAUAUCACGUGGCCUUCAUCAGAAGGGGAGAGCAGAGUCAAGAAGUGGAGUUACAUCUGAAGCAAAUAGUCCGAGAUCACAUACCCAAAGAAGUUCUCCUUUGAGCUCUCCAUUUUGUAGUGGUGAUAGUUCGCAGAAGGAUGGUGUGGAACCCUUUCAUAUUCAAGCUACAUUUGAAAGCCCUCCAAAAGUUGGUUUGGAGAAGGCUUUAUCAGAUGUCAUGUUAUAUGCCCUGCCUCCAAAAAUUCCAUUUCCUUCAGAUGCUGCUUGUGGCUCGGUCCAGUCUCUGUCUUCAGGAGGUUCAGAUGGAAUGAAUGGACGAAUAAAGGGUGCAGGUGUGGAUGCUUUUAGAGUAAGUUUAUCAAGUGCUGUUAGCUCAUCAAGUCAAGGCUCUGGUCAUGAUGACGGUGAUGCUUUAGGGGAUGUUUUCAUUUGGGGGGAAGGCAUUGGUGAUUGCUUUCUGGGUGGAGGAUCACAUAGAGUUGGAAGUUCUUCUAGUUGUAAGAUGGACUCUUCUGUGCCUAAAGUCUUGGAAUCUGCUGUAGUACUUGAUGUUCAAAGUAUAGCUUGUGGUGGACGACAUGCUGCUUUCGUAACCAAGCAAGGAGAGGUAUUUUCUUGGGGCGAAGAGUUAGGAGGCAGACUUGGACAUGGUGUGGAUGCUGAUGUUUCGCAUCCAAAGCUCAUAGAUGCUCUUAAAAAUAUCAAUGUUGAAUUUUUAGCAUGCGGGGAAUACCACUCUUGUGCUGUAACACUUUCCGGUGACAUGUACACAUGGGGUGGCAGUACUUGCAAUUUCUCGCUCCUUGGCCAUGGGUUUCAAUCAAGUCAAUGGGUCCCAAAAAAGCUAAAUGGACCUUUAGAGGGGAUUCACGUCUCAUCAGUUUCUUGUGGACCAUGGCACACAGCUGUUGUGACCUCUGCUGGCCAAUUGUUUACUUUUGGAGACGGAACUUUUGGUGUUCUAGGUCAUGGGGAUCGAAAGAGUAUUCCGGUACCCAGGGAGGUUGAGUCCCUUAAAGGUCUCCGCACUGUGCGAGUAGCUUGUGGUGUUUGGCAUACUGCAGCAGUGAUUGAAGUUAUGAUGGGGUCAUCAAGUUCCAGCAACUGUUCUUCUGGAAAGCUUUUUACAUGGGGAGAUGGAGAUAAAGGUCGACUUGGACAUGGUGAUAAGGAAGCAAGACUUGUGCCCACUUGUGUUGCUGCUUUGGUUGAACCCAACUUCUGUAAAGUUGCUUGCGGACAAAGUCUGACUGUUGCACUUACAACUACGGGCCAUGUUUACACAAUGGGAAGCCCUGUUUUUGGUCAACUAGGGGUCCCUCAAGCUGAUGGGAAACUUCCAUGCCGUGUGGAGGGAAAGCUACUGAAGAGUUUUGUUGAAGAAAUUGCUUGUGGUGCUUAUCAUGUUGCAGUUUUAACUUCGAGAACUGAAGUUUACACUUGGGGAAAGGGUGCAAAUGGUCGAUUAGGUCUUGGGGAUACAGAAGAUAAAUUUUCGCCGACAUUAGUUGAGGCUUUGAAAGACAAACAAGUCAAGAGUAUUGUUUGUGGCACUAACUUUACAGCAGCUAUCUGUCUUCAUAAAUGGGUCUCUGGUAUUGAUCAUUCGAUGUGUUCUGGCUGUCGCCUUCCAUUUAAUUUUAAAAGAAAAAGACACAAUUGUUAUAAUUGUGGACUUGUGUUAUGCCAUUCAUGCAGCAGCAAAAAGUGUCUCAAGGCUUCCAUGGCACCAAACCCAAACAAACCUUAUCGUGUCUGUGACAACUGUUUUAGCAAACUUAGGAAGGCAACCGAAACCAACUCUUCAUCUGGGCCUGCUUUUAGUAGAAGAGGAAGUAUGAAUCAGGGAUUCAAUGAACUAAUUGAAAACAAUGUUAAGGAAAUGGAAAGUGGAUCUUCCAAAAGAAACAAGAAACUGGAUUUUAGCAGCAAUUGCGUUACUCCCAUUCCAAAUGGAGUUUCUGAGCGCCGUGCAGUCAAUGCGACUAAAUCUUUCAACCCAAUGUUUGGAUCAUCCAAAAAGUUUUUCUCAGCUUCGCUUCCUGGAUCCAGAAUUGCAUCCCGAGCAACAUCACCAACAUCAAGACGGUCUAGUCCACCUCGUGCAACAACCCCAACCCCAGCUCUUUCAGGGCUUACUUUGCCAAAAGUUGUGGAUGAUGCUAAAAGGACAAAUGACAGUCUGAGUGAAGAAGUUCUUAAAUUAAGAGCUCAGGUUGAAGAUCUUACUCGUAAAGCUCAACUUCAAGAUAUUGAGAUGGAACGAACUACCCAACAGUUGAAGGAGGCUCUCACAGUAGCAGGGGAAGAAACUACAAAAUGUAAAGCAGCGAAGGAAGUAAUUAAGUCGCUCACAGCCCAAUUAAAGGAAAUGGCUGAAAGGUUACCGAUUGGAACAGCAAGAAACAUUGAUACUCGUCCAUUAGACUCUCCCAGUCCCACUCAUGAAGUUUCUACUGCAGCCAUUGAGAAAACAAGCAGUCCAUUGACUUUCCAUGAACCAUAUUCAGUUGUAUCAAACAGCUUGACGAUUUCUGACUUGCCAAAGUCCUGCAAUAACCACACUUCAAAUCACACUGAAGUGACACAUUCAGAAGCAACAGCUAGGCAUAAGAACAGGGGAACAAAAACUGAAGCAACACAUGGGGUUGAAUGGGUUGAGCAAGAUGAGCCUGGUGUAUAUAUUACCCUUGUUUCCUUGCCUGGAGGAGUCAAAGAUCUCAAGCGUGUCCGCUUCAGUCGAAAGCGGUUCAGUGAGAAACAAGCAGAACAGUGGUGGGCGGCAAAUAGGGGUAGAGUAUAUCAGCAGUACAAUGUUCCGGUGGUUGAAAAACCGGGUAUUCCCAUGGGGAGAGAAGGGUUAGCUCAUUGAGCUUGUAAUGUGAAGAUAUAAGUGGAAGGGCAUGGGGAGAGAGAAUGGUUAGCAUAUUGCACCUUUAGUUUUUCAUUUUAAGGAGGCAAUGUGGUAUUUUUUUUCUCUCUUCCCUUGAAUUUUGUCGUUACCCUUCUUAUUCUUUGGCCCUUGAAUGUAUUGUCAACUCACCUAUGCCUUUUUCUUUUUCUUUUUUUUUUUGUUUUCUUCUUUUGGGGAGGGAAGUGAUA